This is a messenger RNA of Camelina sativa (false flax), 1389 nucleotides long. Lineage: Eukaryota; Viridiplantae; Streptophyta; Magnoliopsida; Brassicales; Brassicaceae. The record is from RefSeq and is a predicted model, not a curated record.
CAGAGAUAAUUACCCCGAAACUAAUCAUGCUUACUUCAGCCAUGGAGUUCUACAGUCGCUUCCCUCAGGUGCAGGGGCGGAUCUACAGCCAAAGGGGGUGGGGCACGUGCCCCACACUCCUUUUUAAUAAUUGUUCAGCUAGACCUUUCAAUAUUGUAUAUGUUAGUUCAUUUGGAAAAGAGUGUCUCAUUCUAAGUUUGAGGAGAAGGGUUCAAACCCUCUCAUAUGCAAUCAUUUUCUAUUUUAUUGUUUUUCCUUUGUGUUUUCUUAUUUUCUUCCCAUGUUUUUCUAUUGUUGUAGAAAUUUUUUUUAUUAGUGCCUCACAUAGUUUUUGCCCCUAGAUCCGCCAUUGCUCAGGUGCAUGAGUCAGGAGAGCAAGUGAGGAUAGGAAGCUUUGGCAAGGACAAAGCUCUGGAGAAAACUGUUGGUACACUGCUGAGGUCAGCAUACGGUUCAUUUUAUGGAGAUCCAAUGGCGGUAGACAUUUUGAUCGAUGACAAGAGACAAGAAAGAUCUUGAUUUUCACACCAUCUAUCAUGGACUUCACGAGAACAUCUUUUCUGAACUGCAUAUGCCGGAUAGCCUCCAUGUGGCCACUGCCGGGGGUUUGGAAUGGCUCUCGAAGGUACCGACGAAAGUAAAGGAGGAAGGCUGGAACAAAGGGAAGGCGUGGAUAGAAGGGGCCGAUCAGCAAGUGGUGAGGGCAUACGCGGAGCAAGCGGAAGAAGACUUAUUGAACUUCUUGAAGUAUCGGAAAAAUGAGAUCAAGAUCGGAGGAUCCUUGUUUAUGAUGAUUGGUGGUCGACCUUCAUGGUCGAAGAACCAAUUAGGUGACAAUGACAAAGACUCGAGUCUCAAGCAUCCUUUCACAAGUUACAUGGAUCGAGCAUUGCAACUUCUAGUAGACCAGGAUGUCUUAGACGUGAAGAAAAGAGAUGGUUUCAACAUCCGAGUGUACUUGAGAAGUACGGAGGAGGUCAAGGCGGCGAUCGAUCGUUGUGGUGGUUUCCAAAUAGAGAAAAUGGUCAAUCUGAAGAUAGCCGACAACAUGAACGCGACUCCGAUGACGUGGAUUGCAGAUCCGUCACUAUACGGUAAGAAAAGGGCUGAGUUGGCUGAAGACGCUGCUGGCCAAUUCAUUACGGAUCGUUUCGGUGCGGAUAUGAAAAAUAAGCUCUUCGAACGAUACGCAGAAGUAGCUGAAGCCGACACCACUCUUCUCGACAAACCUUGUUUCUUCCACAUGAUCGCCGUUUCCGUCACUCGCAUUUGAUAUAGUGUAUUCACCUAUAUCAGAAUAAUAAUAAUGCCUUUUUAAUUUACGACUGAAUUACUAUAUAUGGCCGUAUUACGUAAUAAGUCAUUUUAUAUAAGACGUGGUGAUUUAUU